UUGCACUUCAAUACUGAUGCAGUCUGCGUGCGGGAUGAGGGUCACGCACAUUCGGUUUGAAUGGAGUCCAGGACAGGUAAUUGUGAAAGAAGCCAGUGGGAAGGUGUUCCUGCAAUGUGCAACAGACAGAAAAAGUGCAAUCACAUGGCUGAAAGACGGGAAUAGCGUAGGAAACACAACGCAGCUGGACUUGGGUGCAGUUUACGACGAUCCCAGAGGCGUGUAUACAUGUAAAACAGAAAGCGGAACGGAAGGCCGCCGUCUGCAGGUGUACUAUCGAACGUUUGAGGAUGGUUCUACCGGUUUGCGGAACUACCGACAGCUCCUGUGCUGGGUUGCUCUUGGGAACAGCCAAGCUGCACGUUCCCCUGCAUCUGGUGUCCCCAACUGCAUCGAAGUGGACGCCCCCACCAUCUCGGGGAUCGUGAUCGCGGAUGUCGUCGCCACCAUCUUCCUGGCGGUCGCUGUGUAUUGCAUCACUGGCCAGGACAAGGGACGCAUGUCACGAGCUUCUGACAGGCAGAACCUGAUUGCCAACGAGCAGCUCUACCAGCCCCUUGGUGAGCGGGACGAUGGGCAGUACAGCCGGCUGGCACCUGCCAAGUCCCCCUCCUAG
Molecule: messenger RNA, 616 nt
Organism: Leptosomus discolor (cuckoo roller)
Lineage: Eukaryota; Metazoa; Chordata; Aves; Leptosomiformes; Leptosomidae
Source: RefSeq, a predicted model, not a curated record